AUGCAAAGAGACAGAAAGGUGUUUGGUGCUGUGUGCCCCAACCAAAUGGGCCAACAUGGGAGAAGAGCUGCAGGGAAGAAGAAGGAUAAACUGGUCCCGAGAAGCAGCAGUCCAGUCAAUGUGUACGUUGAGCUCCCCUGUAUUAUUGAACACGCUUUUUCAACAAUUGCAUGGGAUGAUUUGGAAGACUGUGCGUCUGUGAUGAGACGGGAGAGCGACACCCUCUGCUCUCAGGUGAAUGAAUCUGAUGUAGAUGACCAAUACUUUGGAGAUUAUGCGCUGGAUUUCAUGGCAGAUUCUCCUGCCACACUGGAGAGCAGUCUGUCUCCAGCUGAACUGGUACCAUUUCAGGGAUGUGUCAUACCUCUCCUGACCCCUCAGCGGUAUUUCUCUUUAGAGGACAGUCUGGUUCACUCUUCCACAGAAGCAGCCAGCCCAUCUGCCCAACAUGGAGCUCCCUGGCAGGGCAUCGCCCAGUGCCAAGCCAGGGCGUUGGGAGAUUCUAUGGAAGUCAACAAUCAGCUCCAUGAGACUCUACACCAAAAACAGGAAGAGAUUGACUCCCUUCAGGAGAGAAACCUUCACCUAAUGCAGCUGGCCAGCCGUGCAAAGCACCUGGCCUCAGUGCUUGAAAAACUAAUGACAGUCAGAGACCCAAAUGUGAGAGAACCUUGUGGUGAUAAAACUUCACUUAGUCCCUGUAAGCGUCAGCGACUAGAUGAAGGAUAUGAAACAGAGUCUUCUGAUUCAGUGGAGGACAUGCUGAGGGACGUCAGCACACGCUGCAAUGCCGCCCUGCACAACGCUGCUACUGGAACAAGACUACCGCAGGAAUCAGAGACUAUACGUAUGUUCGGUGCAUUCUCUGGCCUACAGACUUCUUUAUCCAAAGACAGCAGCAUGACGGUGGACGGAGCAGAGCCCGAGGAGUGCGUCUCAUCUUUCAGAACGUCUGUUAGAGAACACUGCACCAUAAGGACUCGAGUGUUUCCUCAUGGACGUGCCUUCACCUCGAGGACUCAGCAAGGAGGAUACCGCUUCCGCUGGGUUCCCAACGACAGCUGAAAGCAGGGUUAACAAAUGUAAAAUUGCAUCCAUUAAUGCUUCUAAUUAGCGACGGGAGGAAGUGUGGGUGGGCAGUGACUGUUAAUGCCUAACUAAUAAUCUAUAGUGAGAUCUGUAAAUGAUUCAAUGAUGUCUUCCUCAGGUAGCGUGUAAGCCAAUCAGUCAGAGGAGCUGCCUGACAAAGGAAAUGAUACUGCCAAAGCUUUUGUUUUCAUUGUGUUUCUGUUUACAUGCCUCAAAAUGUAAUGAUCUAGCCAAACAAUGGAGCAAUGUCAUGUUUAU
Messenger RNA from Cottoperca gobio, 1347 nucleotides. RefSeq names its product multicilin. NCBI's taxonomy places the organism in Eukaryota, Metazoa, Chordata, Actinopteri, Perciformes, Bovichtidae. The transcript is spliced from 7 exons. The record is from RefSeq and is a predicted model, not a curated record. Gene Ontology annotation, biological process: negative regulation of cell cycle; negative regulation of DNA replication. The coding region runs from base 1 to 1065 and encodes 354 amino acids. Gene Ontology annotation, cellular component: nucleus.